Messenger RNA from Lytechinus variegatus (green sea urchin), 1804 nucleotides. Its product is annotated as TLC domain-containing protein 2-like. Gene Ontology annotation, cellular component: plasma membrane. Bases 329 to 1060 code for a protein of 243 amino acids. NCBI's taxonomy places the organism in Eukaryota, Metazoa, Echinodermata, Echinoidea, Temnopleuroida, Toxopneustidae. The record is from RefSeq and is a predicted model, not a curated record. The transcript has 5 exons. Gene Ontology annotation, biological process: membrane assembly; regulation of membrane lipid distribution; phospholipid homeostasis.
CCUUGCUUCUGGUCUAUUAUGAUAAACCUUGCAAGGAUCUCUGGCUUACUGGAUUCUAUUCACCCGUUUUUUACAAUGACAUGUGAAGCACAAGGUGAGCUAUUCUCGUACUGGUAUAUGGCAUUUCGUUGCAAUUCCAUGGUAGGCUAUAUAAAACACCGUUGGGUAACAAGAUUUAAGGCAGAGGCCAGGUGAAUAAAGUGGCAGAAUAACAAAACCAAGGGACACCAGCAUUUCACGAAUACGAAUCGGAUUCUAAUUUUGCUGGGAGCAACACAUAAAAUUUGAUGGUCUAUGGUCCGAGCUCAGCAUCUUGGUCGAUCCCCAGAUGGAAAUCACACCGGGCAUUGGUUUCUCUGUCACAGCGAUAUCUAUGGUGUCAUGUUUCCUACUGAACGUCCUUGUCGACAACCUACCCAUACCAUCGAAGUAUGCAGAUAGAUCCCAGCGACAUAAAUGGAGAAAUGUAGUCGUUUCAACUAUCCACGCAGUAUCAGGCACCAUUGGUGGAUUCGUGAGUAUAUACUUUGCCCCAGAGUUACUAGAGGAUCAUAUGAAUGUUCCUUCAUCCAUUAUGCUGCUGUCUAUGGCAAUCAGUAAUGGAUACUAUAUUUAUGACUUCAUCGAUCUUGCAAGGAACACGAAGCUGAACAAUUUUCUUCCAUUAAUGAUGCAUCAUACAGCGUCCAUUAGUUUUGUAAGUUGGGUGUUAGUGAGGAGGAAGCUCAUUGGUCUCAUUGCCAUCUCGUCAUGCAUGGAGCUCAACGGCAUCUUCCUCCAUCUUCGCCACAUCCUCCUCAUGUGUGGCUACAAGAAAGACGACAUCGUCUUCCGAGUCAACAACGUUUUCAACGUCGUCACAUAUUUCGUGCUUCGCCUGGGUAUAUUUGCGUACGACACGUUGUGGUUGUGCUGGAAUUGGAAUGAUGUCGGUUUGUUUCUUCCUGCAAUGGCUGCGACGUUGCUCGGUUUGAACAUUGCUCUAUUUAUUCGACUCAUCAGAAGUGAUUAUGUGAAGAAAUCUGCCAAGCCGACGCCACACGAUAUCAUGGCCGGUUGAUAGAAGUGGCUUCCAUGCAGGAAAUAGUUUACGAUAUGGUCAAUAAUAAAGUACUAUUUUUGUCAUUAUAACCAUUGGGAUUUGCAUUAUGAUCGUAUACGGAAAUAAUGCAAAAAGUGUGUGAUUUAUUUUUUGUAAGUAGAAUAUCAUGGACAAAAAAGUACGGAUCCCCGAUGUAAGGAUGUAUACAUAAACACUGAGAUAGAUUAUUACUCACAGAAAGACCCUGUUUUUCUUCUCUACAAAAGAAAUGACAAGCCUACUGGUGCCUCACGAAGGGAGUCCUCUUUCCAUCCUCGCUUCCAAAAGAGGGCACACUUGUAAGUGGCAUUUGUAUACAACUUUGGACGAAGGGGCGCGUCCCCCUGCCCCCCUAAUAUAUUUUUUUUCUAAGUAGAAAGCACUGAUAUGGGUCUAUAUUACUGAUCUGCUCUUUGUCAGUAGUUUUAAAAUAUUGGAGAAACUCGUGCAAUUUUCAUUUUAUCAAGAGGUUAAUGAUAAAUUGAAUAUAUGACAUAAAGAUUCGCUAAUUAAAUCAGUUCAUGUUGGCUGACCGGAUAAAACAAGAAGAUGUCGAAUUUGUUUCAGAUAGAUAAGUUCUGAAAUCUGUAUUAUUUUGAGGAGUGAUAAUAGCUAAAUUUGGGCCUAUUUCAAUGAAUUGUUAUAAGUAUUUGCUAUAUAUUUGGAACGGGUCUGACGAUAGACCUUCGUCACAAACAAUGGUGUUGGAGGUUAAUUUUUUUU